Messenger RNA from Symbiodinium pilosum, 4239 nucleotides. The record is from the annotation of a GenBank genome assembly. NCBI's taxonomy places the organism in Eukaryota, Dinophyceae, Suessiales, Symbiodiniaceae.
AUGGCUGGUUGUUCCAGCACGUCAACUGAGCCGGUACCCGAACCUGAACCGAUCGAACAACCUGCACCUCAGCCUGUACCUCAGCCUGAACCUGAACCCGAACUGGCAGAUUUUGACAGCGCCGGUAACGCGAUUGGCCCUGACGGUCGUCCACUGACACGCACCUUUUACUUUGCCUACGAUCGUGCGGUGUUGAAGCCCAGUGAUUUAGCAGCAUUGGAGUUACAUGCUCAGGUUCUGCGUCGUAACAGUAAUCGCAGCAUUGUGCUGGAAGGCCACUGUGAUGAACGUGGUACUCGCGAAUAUAACCUGGCUCUAGGCGAGCGUCGCGCAGACUCAAUUCGCAGCUUCCUGCUUUCAGCCGGUGUGUCAGCACGUCAGAUUGAGACAGUAAGCUAUGGUGAAGAGCAGCCGGCUGAUCCUGGUCACACGGAAGCAGCCUGGGAACGUAACCGUCGUGUAAUCCGGGCUGUGAAUAUUUUUCGACAGACACUUCGCGCCAACGUGUUUUUAGUAUGUGCAGCCCUGGCUGCGCAUACUAUUGCACCGGCUAUUCAAGCUGCAGUGCCUAUAGAAGAGUCUGUGGAAGAUUCAAGGCGUGGGGUGCAAGCGGAUCUGUCUAUCAGUCCCGAGCCUGAAAGCCGUGACGAUCGCGCCCGGAGUCUUGAUAUUCCGCCAACAAUUGAACCGUCGUAUAACAGCGACGGUUCAUUGGCGGCGACUGCGGAAUCCGCCUAUACAGCCGCGCAGAUCAGUACCGGUCAAAAAACCGGUGCAGCAAGCUCAGGUCAGCUGAGCGAACUUUUCUAUCAACUGCAGGUGUUGCAGCAGGAGAUUCAGGACCUGCGUGGUCAGGUUGAAGAACAGACCUAUCUGGUUAAUCGCCUGCAACGCGAUCAGAAAGAGCAGUAUCUCGACCUGGAUCGUCGCGUCAUGGCGAUUACCGAAAAGCAGCCAGCGCCUGGACCGGUAACGUCCGCGCCAGAAUCAAUACCCUCAGGUAACAGUCCCACAAACCUGAGUGAAAGAGACGCCUACACACAAGCGUUUGAAGCCAUGCGCGCGCGCGACUUUGAUGCCUCUAUGGUGGGUUUUCAGCGUCUGAUUGAAACGUAUCCUAACGGCCAGUUUACGCCAAACGCAUAUUACUGGAUCGGCGAACUGCACCUUGUCGGUAACCUCGAGCCGGAGCUGGCACGCCAGGCAUUUGCGCAGGUUGUAAACCUUUACCCGGAUCAUCAGAAAGCACCUGACGCCCUGUAUAAGUUGGGUGUGGUGUACGACAAUCUGGGUGAUAAGCAAAGUGCAUUGGACUAUCUGCAGCGGGUCCAGCAGCAACACCCAAACAGUCCAGCAGCAGGCCUGGCGCAGAAAUACGCUGCUGAAGCUGUUGCUUCUCUUCGCAUUACAGAAAUUUUCCUUUCCCUGCAGGGUGAGGCAAAUACUGUGGGUUUACCCACCGUGUUUGUUCGACUUACUGGCUGCCCCCUGCGCUGUACCUACUGCGACAGUGCCUAUGCAUUCUCCGGUGGUCAGAUCAUCGCCAUCAGAGAUGUGAUCGACGAAGUUGUCAGCCACGGUGUAAAACAUGUCACCGUAACCGGGGGUGAACCGCUUGCACAGCCAGGCGUGCAUGAACUGAUGACCGGGUUAUGUGAUCUUGGUUUAAGUGUUUCGCUGGAAACCAGUGGGGCGCUUGCUGUUGAUGACGUGGACUCGAGAGUGGUGAAGGUCGUUGAUCUUAAAACGCCGGCGUCAGCAGAAUCGCACCGUAACCUUUGGUCAAACAUGGCCGCGCUGAAUCCCCACGAUCAGGUGAAGUUUGUUAUCUGCGACCGGCAGGACUAUGAGUGGGCAAAGCUCAAGUGUGAUGAACAUAGCCUUUAUGAACGCGUAGCUGAAGUCUUGUUUUCGCCCAGCUAUGAGCAGCUCAAUCCCACUGAUCUUGCCAACUGGAUUGUGCAGGAUAAAAAACCUGUGCGUAUGCAGUUGCAGCUGCACAAACUGUUGUGGGGUGGACUGGAUUCAGCCACCGUCCUGGCCAUGGCGGCCGCCCAGGGUUACAGCUGUUACGCAUUAUCCUUUAACUAUAAUCAGCGCUCGGUAUCCGAGCUCAAUGCUGCUAAGAAAGUGGCUCACCUGGCGCAACAACAUAAAGUGCUGGAUAUUGAUCUCAGUGCGUUUGGUGGAUCUGCGCUAACCGAUGCGAGCAUCGCUGUGCCAACCGAUACGCCCGAAGGUAUCCCGAUCACCUAUGUGCCUGCGCGUAAUACAGUGUUUCUGUCACUGGCGCUGGCAUGGGCUGAAGUGUUGGAUGCCCACGACAUCUUCAUCGGCGUGAAUGCGGUUGAUUAUUCCGGCUAUCCAGAUUGCCGCCCGCAGUUCAUCCAGGCUUUUGAGCAAAUGGCCAAUCUGGCCACCAAAGCGGGUGUGGAAGGCCAGAAAAUUAGCAUCCAUACCCCCCUGAUCGAUCUGACCAAGGCGCAGAUCAUUUCUGCCGGGGUUGCACUGGGUGUUGACUAUGCAGCCACCGUCUCCUGCUAUCAGGCGGAUGCUGAGGGAGUUGCGUGCUGCAACGGGUCAAUCAGCUAUGCAGUUAGUCCUGUCCUGCAUCAGACAGUCGACGCCUUAAGUUGGUCACGACUUAUGCAGCGAUUGGCCGAAGCGAUUCUCGAUGUGUUUCAGCAUGCUGGUGUAGACACUGUUUUUGGUGUGCCUGGCAACCAUAACAUUGAGCUCUAUCGUUACCUUCCGGAUUUCCCUAUUUCACAUGUUACAGCCCGCCACGAACAGGGUGCUGGCUUUAUGGCAGAUGGCUAUGCGCGUGUGCGUGGUACAACCGGUGUCUGUUUUGUGGUCACCGGGCCUGGGUUAACCAAUGCGCUAACCGCUAUGGGACAAGCCCUGGCUGACAGUGUGCCGUUGCUGGUCAUCGCCACGGUGGGUGACCAGAAGAGGCGUGAGGGGCGCUUACAUGAGCUGCCGGACCAGCUGAGUAUUGCUUCCGGGGUCAGUGUCGAGGCCGUUCAACCCAGCGAUCCACAAAGUGCAAUAUCGUGGUUGCAAAAAGCGCUGACUGCCCAUCACUCGGAGCGUCCUGGGCCCCGAUAUCUGCAGAUUCCCCUGUCCUGGUGGCGUCAGGAUGUCGAACCGCUGCAGACGUCUGAAUCAUUGCCGAGCGCAACUAAGCCCCCCGUACCUGACGUGACUGCUGCGCUGGACCUGUUGGACGAGGCGGCACGUCCGGUCAUUGUGGUGGGUGGCGGCAGCCAAUCUGCAGGUCCACAGGUGCGACAACUGGCAGAAUGUCUUGGUGCGCCGAUCGUUAACACGGUAAAUGCGAAAGGUCUGAUUCCCGCCAGUCAUCCUUUGUGGGUGGGCGGAUCACCGUCCCUGCCUGGCGUGCGUGAUUUACUGGCAGCUGCGGAUGUGUUCGUUGUGGUAGGCACGGAAUUGGGCGAAACGGAUUUUGAUCUGUUGAUGCUCGGUGAUAUCGCCUGGACCCAACCGAUGUUGCGUAUCGAUAUUGAUGCGCAGCAACUGAAGCUGAAUGCUGAGCCUACCGUUGGUUUGGUUGGAGAUGCUGCGGAAGUGCUCUCCAGGCUGCUCGCGAGUGUGCCUGCGGAGCCCCGUGUGAGCUGGUGUGAUGUUGCAUUAUUGCGACAGGAAAAUGCGCGCUAUCAGCAUAUGCACCCUGAUUUUGCGGCUUUCUUUCAGGUGAUUGAUGCGGUUCUACCGACCGCUGUGGUGGUGGGUGACUCAACUCGGCCCACAUACUAUGCCACGUGGAUGUGGGAGCGCCCGAGUCCCGCAACCUAUUUUCAUUCAGCGUCUGGCUACGGCACGCUGGGUUACGCGUUACCUGCAGCCAUAGGCGCUCAGAUUGCCCAGCCCCAGGUGCCGGUUGUGGCCCUUAUCGGAGAUGGUGGCAUCCUCUUCACACUGGGAGAGCUUGCGGUUGCGGUAGACGCUGAAGUAUCGGUAAAGAUCAUUAUCUGGAACAACAGCGGAUAUCAGGAAAUUGCCAACAGCAUGGCAGCAAGGGGUAUAGAUGCUUCCAGCACCCAGUACCGGGCACCGGAUUACGCGCAGAUCGCGGCAGGUUUUGGUGCAACAGUCUGCGCGCCGACGGAUCUGGUGGAACUGGCACGCGCGCUGGGCGAGCCUGUAUCUGGCCCCAUGGUCAUUGUGCUGGAUGAAAGCAAUUUUGUGCAUCAAACUUCAGGGAACUGGUAUUGA